ACCGCGCAGACGGCUCCACGCUCGUCGAAAUUGUAAUUUUUUUUUUAAUCGUCGUCUUUUUAUAUCCUAAAGUAAAGUACCUACUGCUGGAAAACAGGACUCUUGUAAGGAUCGCCAGAGAAAUACGAUUUUGUAUCGCGUGUGUAGUGUCAAGCAAUUCGGUGGAGUUCGUCCGUCCAAAGCUCCGGUUUCUACCUAAGCGUAGCGGUCAGCGAAUAGGUGUGUGUGGUUCAGUGGGCCAAUCAGAUUCUUAUUAGGUGGAAGCCGGGCCUUAGAGAGGGGUUGCUGAACGCUGCGUCAUGCGCUUUACAGUACAAGGCCGCCACUUAAGUAUUUUGGAUUUUGGAACCUCAACGAUUACAUCCUAGUGAGGAGCACCAAACGUAAAUUGGAACCUACCUACCUACUUACUAGUAAGGGGUCUUCAAACCCUGCGCUUUCCAGUAACCUUGAGACUCAAAAAAUAUGGAACUCCGUCAAAACUCCAUCCUCCGCAUAAGCGACGAAAAAACCAUGGAGCUAGUCAAUUUAUACGAAAAAGAAGGAUGCCUCUGGAACACCGAUUUAGAGGACUACAAACAUCGACAGACUCGACACGAAGCGGCGGAGAGGAUCGCCAAGAAGUUAAACAUCAAACACUUCACGUCCCGUUAUGUUGUUAUCAAGUUCAAGAAUCUGAGGAAUUCGUAUUGUCAGGAAUUGAAGAAGGUCGCCAACAGUGUGAAGGCGGGGGACGAUCCCGUGUACAAGCCCAAGGUGUUUUGGUUCAACAAAAUGGACUCCUUUUUGCGACCCCAUAUACAGCAUUUUAAUAAGGGUAAAUUCACUCACAAGACCUCAGUGAAAUCAGAACCGACGGAGGCUGAAGAAAUCGUCCAAUUCUCCAACCCAGAAGACGUUUUUGUGGAAGAGACCAAUUACUAUAGCGACAGUGAGGAGUUUGAGGAGGAGGAAUUCUCCCAAAAACGUUCCCGAAACUCCUCCACCACAUCAAAGAGACCCAGACUCGAGGAGUCUCGAGAGAGUGACUUAUCACAGAUGUUGAAGGACAUAUCCUCUCAUUUGCGCGUGAUGAGUAAUCAGAGUCAAGAUUGUCAUGAAAGUUUCGGGAAGUACGUGUCAGCCAUGUUGAGGAGCAUGCCGCUACAUCGCGCUAUGGAGGUGCAGCCUCACAUUGUGAACUUGCUGGUGGAGACGGCGUUGAAGAGGGAGGAAAAGGAAACCAUUACAUAGAGAAAUCGUUCAGAUCCUUUUAAUGGUCAUAACUCAUAACACAUGUGUCAGCUCGGAAAGGGAUCAAAAAAUAUUAAAAUAUUAGU
Maniola jurtina (meadow brown) is the source of this 1319-nucleotide messenger RNA. RefSeq lists its product as uncharacterized. The coding region runs from base 466 to 1233 and encodes 255 amino acids. The record is from RefSeq and is a predicted model, not a curated record. The transcript has 3 exons. NCBI's taxonomy places the organism in Eukaryota, Metazoa, Arthropoda, Insecta, Lepidoptera, Nymphalidae.